Messenger RNA from Labrus mixtus (cuckoo wrasse), 1053 nucleotides. Its product is annotated as potassium channel subfamily K member 1-like. The record is from RefSeq and is a predicted model, not a curated record. Bases 10 to 1038 code for a protein of 342 amino acids. Gene Ontology annotation, molecular function: potassium ion leak channel activity. The transcript has 3 exons. Gene Ontology annotation, cellular component: membrane. Gene Ontology annotation, biological process: potassium ion transmembrane transport; stabilization of membrane potential. Lineage: Eukaryota; Metazoa; Chordata; Actinopteri; Labriformes; Labridae.
GAUCCAGCCAUGGCCCGGCUCCUCUCCUCUCUGGGACUCUUCUUCAGGAUCAACACGUUCCUCUGUCUGCUCCUCCUCUACCUCCUCUUGAUCGCGCUGGGAGCCCUGGUGUUCUCGGCCGUGGAGAAGCCGGUGGAGGAGGAGCUGAGGGCGGAGGUGCAGGAGGUGUGGCGCUCCUUCCUGCAGGAGAACCCGUGUGUGGAGGAGAGCAGGCUGAGGGAGGUGCUGCGGAGAACUCUGUCUGCUCAUCAGAGGGAUGUUCCUGUCCUGAAGGAGGAAGAGGACGAGGAGGAGAGACGUCAGGGUUUCACGUCAUCACUUUACUUUGUCAUCGUCACGCUCACCACCAUGGGUUCCGACUCUUACACGCCCAAAUCAGACGAGGCCAAACUCUUCUGUAUCUUCUACUGCACCCUGGGGAUCCCCCUCACCCUGUUCCUCCUCACCCUCCUCUCCAACCUGCUCCUCCCCGUCCUCACCCACGCUCCUGUCCACCUCCUGCACACUCUGUGGGGUUUCCCUUACACCCAGGCCGCUCUCCUCCACGCUGGCCUCCUCUCCGUGCUCGUCCUCUGCCUCCUCUUCCUCCUCCCCGCCCUCCUGGUGCUCCUGCUGGAGCCAAACUGGAACUUCCUGGACGCACUCUUCUUCUGCUUCCUCACCCUGAGCACCGUCGGCCAGGGGGGAGACACUUUGGGGAGGAGCUGGAGUCCUGGAGCAAAGGAGACCCUGGAGCUCCUCACCACGUGUUACCUGGUGGGGGGUCUGGUGGUUCUCAUCACCUUUAAGGACACCGUGCUGCAGGUCCCUCAGGUGUGCGCGCUGCUCAGGCUCCUCUCCGGUCCUCAGUAUGCAGAGCUGGAAGGUUUCUACCUGAAUGAAAUGACCGUGAGCGAGUGUGAGGAGGAGCCCCAGUACUCCCAGUCCAUCUGCACCAUCUCCUCCCCCCCUCUCCGCCUUCCGAGCCCUCGUACAGACCGACAGACCGCUGAAACAGAGCUCCACGCCACCACAACCUCUACGGACAAAACCAGCUGAGCCUCAGCACACAAA